Molecule: messenger RNA, 2037 nt
Organism: Laetiporus sulphureus 93-53
Lineage: Eukaryota; Fungi; Basidiomycota; Agaricomycetes; Polyporales; Laetiporaceae
Exons: 7
Coding region: 1-2037 (678 amino acids)
Biological process (GO): regulation of DNA-templated transcription elongation; transcription elongation by RNA polymerase II; translation
Cellular component (GO): ribosome; DSIF complex
Molecular function (GO): structural constituent of ribosome; mRNA binding
Source: RefSeq, a predicted model, not a curated record
AUGCCAGACAAUCGCAUGCUAGUCAGUCAGUAUCUCGACAUCGAGGCCGUCGUGGAUGAUGAUGGGAAGACUGAGGUGAUGGAGGAAGACGAUCAGCCUUUGUCAGAUUUCAUCGAAGAUGGUAGUGUACACUCGGAAGACGAGUCUUCAUCUGUUUGGGCCAGAAUCCCAUCUGACCACGAAGAAGGGGUUCUUGAGAAGGAAAUCGCACGUUAUUGCUCUGUUCGGGCCCCUGAGCUGACGGAUCCUGCAUUGUGGAUGGUGAAGACCAGGCCGAACUGUGCUCUUCGAGCAUUCUGUCUCAUCUUUGGCGCAUUGGCCCCCACAGCGGCAUCUAUAACGCAGUCUGCGGGUCCAUCUGAUCCUAUAACGCAGUCUGCGGGUCCAUCUGAUCCUAUAACGCAGUCUGCGGGUCCAUCUGAUCCUAUAACGCAGUCUGCGGGUCCAUCUGAUCCUGAAGGCUCUGCAGCGCUGCCACGUCGAAGCAUCUCACCGCCAGCGAACCCAAUCAUACAGUCCAUAUCCCUUUGCGAGAAGGGGACACCGGUUCAUCGCACCGAUCGCAUUUACAUUGAAGCGCGGGCACUGGCCAAUGUCGUGCGCGCAUGUUCACUGGCAUCUCAUCUUCUCCUGAGCAUUCAGCCGGUUCAUGUACCAUUAGAGCAGCGGAUUCCCCUCUACAUCUUUGCAAGUGACACCGUCGUGGCGCCUUGCUUUGCUAGAAUCGCAUACGGACUUUACAAGUGGGACCUUGCGUAUGUGGAGGACAUUCAGGGUGCAAUCGUCUGGGCUGUUCCCCGCAUCUCUUAUUCACAAAAGCGAAAGCGGUCGUCACGUCCAGCAGUGCAACUUUUUGACCGCGUGAAGGCUGUGGAAGUGUUCGGCGCCGAAUCCGUCAAGGAAAGGAAACCCGUCGCUGGCACGCUCGAGUUCGGCUUUCGCAACAAGCGAUUCAGAGACCGGCUUGUGCGUCUGAAGUACGACGCUCGUUCACUGGCACCCGUGGUUGAUGCACCUCGUGAAGCCGAGAUCUCGUCGUUUAUGCAUUGCAGCUGGAUCUCGCCGACAGCGCUCAACGGUCUCAUUCACCGAGCGUACAUCGCAAGUCUGGCCAUUGGUGAUUGUAUUCGCGUGAUAGACGGAGAAUUAUCCGGCACAGAAGGAAUCAUACAAAGCGUUACAGAGGACCGUGCUGAAGUGGCAUUCGGUCAGGAUGAUCCUCAAGUAGCUACGGUGCUGUUACGCAGCCUUGAAAGGUUCUUCCACUCAGGUGAUAGCGUGCGUGUUGUGCGAGGUAAUUACCGCGGAGCUAAAGGCUUCGUUUUGACGAGCGAGAACGACAAGGACGAGCUGCGACUACUCAUUCAUAAAAAGAAUCAUGAGAUCGUCGUGAGACCUCGCGAUGUCAUCAAGCACGAGCUGGAACUGCAGUUCUUCACCGCACUGGAAGAGCCAGUGGCAUCAUCAUCACACAGCAGUCUUCAUGAUUCGUCAACAAGCUCGCGCUCCCUGUCCGAGAUACACAGAAAGUACAUCAUGAAACGUGUGACCAUCAUCCGCGGCGGGUACAAAGGCUGGAAAGGAUACCUAACGAAUAUCUGGAAUGACCGUUAUCAAGUCGCGCUGGAUGCUCCUCGCGGUGUUGUAUUAUGGCGCCCCAUGGAAGAGGUUGGCCUGACAAGCGAUAAAGAUGAGAUCACUCCGUUUACGUCAAUCGGUGAGAUGUGGGUGCCGGCUGAAAAAGCUGGUGAAGAUUUAUCGGAAUCGGUUGCAGCUGCGGGGGGGUCAACUCCACCGUGGUCACCCGAUGUUGAGCCUCUCGGUCCCGAAUGGCCUGAAACCGCGGAAGAUUACCGACAGAGAGCAGCAUGGGUAGCAUCGUCUGAUAUUUCAGAUAUAUCGAUGGCCGUCAUGCUGGACCGACUUGCUGCAGAGGCGAGUGGUGCAGAUGCGAGUGAUGCAAAUGUGGGUGGUCCUUCCACCGCUCCAGCUGAAAAGCCUCCUCCACCUGACAGUAAGUUUUCGGGAUCGCGAUGA